This is a messenger RNA of Dinoponera quadriceps, 1461 nucleotides long. RefSeq lists its product as uncharacterized. The coding region runs from base 341 to 1441 and encodes 366 amino acids. The transcript has 3 exons. The record is from RefSeq and is a predicted model, not a curated record. Lineage: Eukaryota; Metazoa; Arthropoda; Insecta; Hymenoptera; Formicidae.
CAUCGACACCGACGCAGCUUGAUCUUAUCGUCAGCGCGGGGAACCAUCCGAUGCACAGAACGGAAAGCGAAUCUCCCGGACGGUCGACUCGCCGACCGAGUGAGGAAGAAAAGGAGGCGAGUCGGCGGCGCCGGCGAAUUCGCAUCUGCCAUUCGCGCGGCACUGACCGCGCCGCGCGGGGAAGAGCGGGGCGCGCGACGUCAGACACGCUUCUCGACGUUCCGGCGAGGCAACACGAGGUGUCAGGACGAAGUCGGCAGGAGAAGGAAGGCGACGCGCCUCGUCCUCGCGCUGUCCUUCGCAUCGCCGCCGUGCUGGUCAGCGUGCUGCCAUCGAGAACAUGUUCCGGGACGGCCAAUAUUUAGAAGUGAUCAAGGCCUCGGACAACUGCUUGGCGACCGCUGUGGUGACCGUGCAGGAGAAAACGGUGGAGAUCAAGAGGCGAAAGGUCAUCACCAACAAGUGGCUGCAAGUCGAGGACUGGGCGGCGUUGUACAAGAUACUGGAACGCGCGGUACUGCGAAACGGUCGCGGUGGUGACGGAUCGCAUCGCGAGGGUCGCGGAUGCGAGUGGAAAAAGUCCACUCGGCAGUUGGAGGUCACGUACACUUUUGACCCUCCGGAAUGCUCGAGCGACGCGACGUCGUUACCUACAAUCAAGGUGCACGUGUCGCCGGCCCGGAAGAAACCGGUGAAGCGAGAAGCAUGCGUUGAGGGGAGCAAAGCGGAGUUGGAGGAUGACGCGGCGAAACGAACGAAAGAGGAGAAGUCUCCACAUCGGACGGGCGAGGCCAAGAGCGAGCGAUUCAAAAGAACGCCCGAGAAAGCGAUCUCCCCUGCGAAAAAACUGAAGAGCAACGCGAUGGUGGAGCAGGAGGAUCAGAAGAGGAAAGGGAUUCGCAGCAAGUACUCGCUGUCCGACGAGUCGGAGAACGCGCCGGGAGAGCUGGAGGAGUACAUACCGGACGCGCCGAACGCGGCGGGACUGUGUCCCGAUUUCAAAUACGUGCCCAGCCGGAAGAGCGCGCUGGAGAACAUGCGAAUGACGUCGAACGAAUACACGCCGACCUUGUGCGCGGACGGCAAGAGCGUCGACGACACAGCAGCGAGCUACGUGCCAAAUCCCAUCGAGAUGCUGGAGAUGAUGUACGAGACAUACGAGCCAUGCGCCACCACGACGAUCCCCGAGGGCGUACUCGACGAGUACGUGCCUAAUUCGAAGGGGAUCAAGCCGUCCGUAGAAGAAUACGAGCCCGACUUCAGGUCGCCGAGUAAGCUGAUGAAGUUCGACGACAGUUACGUGCCGUCGAGCGUGCGACAGAGAGGCCUGAAUGACACCAAGAGAACUCCGGACAAGUCGGACAGGUUGAAGAUGCAGAGACUGGAGGCGCGUAGGAAAGGGACGCCGACCAAGAAGAAGAUAGACGAGCUGUUCUCGUGAGGAAGCGGCCGCGCGAGUGU